UCGUCACGUCCGGUUCCGGGUGUGGGGGAAGUGCUUCCGCGGCGGCGCGGCCCCGAGGUGACCGCGGCGGGCAUGGGGGCGCACCUGGCCCGGCGCUACCUGGGCGGCGAGGACGUGGAGCCGGACCCGCUCCGCAUGCCGAGCUUCGACCCGGAGCUGGGCUUCGCGGAGCGCAAGGAGCGGGUGAUGGUAGCGACGCAGCAGCAGAUGAAUGACGCUCAGCUGCCCCUGGAUCAGCGCGACUACUGCGCCCACUACCUCAUCAAGCUGAUGAAGUGCAAGCGCGACAACUUCCCCAACUUCCUGGCCUGCCAGCAUGAGCGGCACGACUGGGACUACUGCGAGCACCUUGACUACGUGAUGCGUAUGAAGGAAUUUGAGCGGGAGCGGCGCUUGCUGGUGAGGAAGAAGAGGCUGGAGCAGGAGAAGGCGGCUGGAGCAUAGCAAAGCCCCGUGUCCCCAUCCACAUGAGAGGCUGGAGGAAUCCUCUACUUGUGUCAUAUGUAAGGGAAUAAAUAAUGGCUCAUCA
Molecule: messenger RNA, 529 nt
Organism: Caretta caretta (loggerhead turtle)
Lineage: Eukaryota; Metazoa; Chordata; Testudines; Cheloniidae
Gene: NDUFB7
Product: NADH:ubiquinone oxidoreductase subunit B7
Cellular component (GO): mitochondrion; respiratory chain complex I
Source: RefSeq, a predicted model, not a curated record